AUGGACCUGACACCGGCUGGUCAUAGACAGCAGAAGAUCCAGAAGGACCGACUGAUGAGUGACUUCUCUGCAGCGCUCAACAACUUCCAGGCAGUCCAGCGACGGGCGGCCGAGAAGGAGAGGGAAUCAGUGGCCAGGGCCCGUGCCGGGUCCCGCCUCACACAGGAAGAUGAGGGGAACGUCGAUGAACAACUUGUGACAUUUGAAAAAGAUGAUGAUGACUGGAGUCAGAGUCAGACCCAGCAGCUGGAGGAGCCAGAGGUCACAGAGGAGGACCUGGAGGUCAUCAAGGAGAGGGAGACCAACAUCAGGCAGCUAGAGUCUGACAUCAUGGAUGUAAACCAGAUCUUUAAGGACCUGGCUGUGAUGAUCCACGACCAGGGAGAGAUGAUCGACAGCAUUGAGGCUAACGUGGAGAGUGCAGAGGUCCAUGUAGACAGAGGGACCGGACAGCUCCAAAGGGCCGCCUACUACCAGAGGAAGUCCCGUAAGAGGAUGUGUAUGCUGGCCAUGGUGGUGUCUCUGGUGGUCACCGUCCUGGCUAUCAUCAUCUGGCAGGCCAUCAAAUGAGAGGACAGGAAGAGUACCGGGGAAGGAUUUUAAUGGCACAUCGCACUGACAGCCUAGAAUGGCUUCCAAUGGAAAGUCUGAGUGAGUGAAUGUGUGUGUGUGGGGGCACGGGAGUGCGUGCUUUCAAGCAAGAUAUAGACAGAGGCGUAAGGAAUAGAUUGUAUAAAUUCUCUUCCCUAUCUGUAUAUAUUAUAUACUAAGUGUUCUAACACAGCCCUGCACUUACUUCCAUGUCAGAAAUGCAAAUCAUCUCUGUCAUCAUUACAUACAUUACUGUGUCAGAAUAUGUCUGAUCUAAUGCAAUGUUGCACAAGUUUGUAUGUAUAUAAAUGCCAUGGGUACGGUUUGAUAUGGUUUAUUUUCUGCCUCUCUCUUCAUGUUGUGAAUGUCUGAUUCUCUUCCAGAUGUCUUAUAGUCUAUAGUAUUACGACAAGGACAUGGUGUAGUUGCGAUAAGGAUUCCUUUGAUAGCACACAAACAACAAACAAAAUGUUUGUAUUAUUACUAUGAUUAUUAUGAUGAUUAUUAUUAUUAUGCUCACUUUCAU
Molecule: messenger RNA, 1117 nt
Organism: Salvelinus sp. IW2-2015
Lineage: Eukaryota; Metazoa; Chordata; Actinopteri; Salmoniformes; Salmonidae
Product: syntaxin-12-like
Biological process (GO): intracellular protein transport; vesicle fusion; vesicle-mediated transport
Cellular component (GO): SNARE complex; synaptic vesicle membrane; synaptic vesicle
Molecular function (GO): SNARE binding; SNAP receptor activity
Source: RefSeq, a predicted model, not a curated record